UCAGCGAUGGCGAACUUUGUUGAUAUGUUUCAUAAGGAGAAAACUUUCAGGCCCAGGAAGAAGUUUGAGCCUGGAACUUUAAAGUUUUCCCUACACAAACAAGCCCAAGCAUCAUUGAAGUCAGGGAUAGAUUUGAAAGAUGUAGUCAGACUUCCCCCUAGGGAAAGUUUAAAUGAUUGGGUGGCUGUUCAUGUGGUUGAUUUCUUCAAUCGUAUCAAUCUGAUCUAUGGGACUGUCACAGAUUAUUGCAGAGAAGAUACAUGUCCUACUAUGUCAGGUGGACCAAAAUUUGAAUACCUUUGGGCUGAUGGAAACAAGUACAAGAAACCAACUCCUCUUCCUGCUCCACAGUACAUUUCUCUUCUGAUGGACUGGGUGGAAGCCCAGAUAAAUAAUGAUGAGAUUUUUCCUGUAACAGUUGAUGUUCCAUUUCCUAAGAACUUCAUUUCCAUAUGUAAGAAGAUUCUCACAAGAUUGUUCAGGGAAGCCCAUGUGAACACAUGCUACAAACAUUUCUAUUAUUUUGUCUCUGAAUUUGGACUUGUGAGUGAACGAGAACUAGAACCACUUGCAGAAAUGACAGAAAGGAUUUGUAAGGAACAUCUUUACAACAGAUGAGGGUAUGAUGUGAGAACUGUGGACCUAUGUGAGCCCUCAUGACUUUAGUACUAUCAUAACUAUAUCAGGAUGUUGUCUAGGCUCGUACCUCAAGGGCAAAUGGUCUAACAUGAAAUAUUUCUAAGUCAUUAUCUAAAAAUGCUUCUUAGUACUUAAGAUAUUGAAUACUUAACUUUUUAAAUGUGUAUGUUUACUUCUAACACUGAUGCUGAAAUGCAGUACAAAUAACAGGUAGUUCUAGUCCUGUAUUUUUAGUCCUUUGGGACAUUAUUUUUCAUUGUGUUCAUGUUUGUGAUAAGUUGGUAUUUACAAACAACUCAGGGCUGGGUGGUGUUGUUUUAAUGAUUAUCACAUUUCUCUAUUUUUGUACUGAUAAUUCUUAAUGUGAUAUACAGGAGGUUAAUGUGUAGAGUUUUUUUCCCCUGUUUUAUUGAACUCUGGCAUUGAUUUUAAGGAAACUUUUAAAAUCAUUUGAACUAACUUUGGUCCAGGAUGUUUCUAAGUCUGUUUACAAUGGCGAAUAACCUGUGGAGUGUUUUAAUUAGAUGUUUAGAGAGAUGAGUUGGCAAGCAAUUAGUGUAGAAAUCAACUUCAACAAUAUUGAGUAACAAUAGAGAUGUGUUAAUUUAGUGGUAAAGGUAAACUGAAUCUCCUAAACUACAGAAAAUUGUAUAUAUAUAUCAAGGUUAAAAUGUUCUCCAACUUUACUGUUAGUCUGAUAGUUACUUACCAGUGAGUAAGGACAGAAACACGUGAAAAUCUACUGUGAAAUAUUGUAUUAGAAAGAAAACUGUUCAUAACUGUUAUGACUGAAAUUUAAAAUCUGUCUUACAGAUUUAGAAUUUUAGAAAAGUCUGUGGAUUGUUGUUGAGAUGCUGUGUUAUUUCGUACCAUAAUUGAUAUAUACAUAUGUCUAGUGUAAAAUUUAAUGCCACUGAAUGUUACACUUUUCUUCUUCUUAGAUGAUAUGAAUUUUUAUUAGAGUUGUUGGUAUAUGUUCUUCAUUGAACAAGCAUUUUCAAAUAGUAUUUUCAGUGUAGUUUGUUUUUACCAAAAAUGUGUCUUCUUGUAUUUUAGUCUUUUUAAACUUAUUUUCAAAGUCUCUCUUGUUUUGGAUGAACACUUUGAGACAAGAAAAUCCAUAGUUUUAUCAGUGACCAUCUUGAGUUAAUCUAGUCAUGUGCAUUAUUUGUACUUAAUCCACAAAGAAGGUAGAACAUAAAAUUCAAUACAUAAUUUUCCAUCAAAUAAGUUUGUUUUUUUUACCCAUAAUUUUCAAAAUAUAUGGCACUAAGUUUGAAAAGUUAACCAAGUUUUAAGUCCACCUCAUGUACAAUGAUCAAAGUUCAUGUUCUGUUAUUUUCACAAUUGAAAAUGUUAUGGUGUCAUACUCAUCUUCUGGUUAUGAGCCAGUUUUCUUAGGUUAGUGGCAAGAAAUUUAGAAUUCUAAUGUAAUAUUCUUCCCAGGAAUGGUGAAUGGUUUAAAACAAUUGGAAGUAAGCAAACAUUGCACUUGUUUAUACAGUGGUUGGUAAUACUACUUAUGUUGUACAUUUUAAUAUUACAGUGUUCUUUUAUUGAUCUGCAGAGCCUUCUAGUAGUUGAUCCAACAUAUUUCCAGUUGUACAUCGAGUAUGUGAACUGAAAUGCCACUAACAAGAUAUUUAAUGAAUAUUAUUUGUCUUUAACCCAUUGACUGCUGAUUCAUCAUAUAGGGGCUGAUCUGUCUUCGGUAGUUGAAUGCGAGUGUGAUGUAUAUGGUGUACAGUUUGCAAAAAUUCUACAUGUGUUUAGAGCAGCCACAAUCAAUGGGUUAAAGUUGAAAAGUUCUUCUAACCUAGCCUAUUUCAAAGACACAUUUGAACUGAACCUGAAGACAUAACUGUUAGGUAAUGUUCUUAGUUUUUUUUCAAAUCAUGUAUAAAAUAGUGCUUAAGUAGGGUAUAUCUAAAGUAGCAGUUUUCUUUGGAACACAUAACAAUAAAUGGAAUAUUGCAUUUUUCAGUAUGGGUGUGGAUUAUUCCAAUGGUUUCUAUCCACCAGUCCACAGGAAGUGUCCCCUGGUGGUACAGUGGUAAGUCUAUGGACUUACAUUUCUAAAAUUGAGGACUUGAUUCCCUGUGAAUAGCCCAAUGUGGUUUUUACUCUAAAACAAACAAACAAACCACAGGGAGAUUUCAGCUGGUUCACAAGAUGACUGAAUAAAUAUUUACUGAACUAUAAUGUUUUACAAUGUAGUUUAAAAGUAUUUCUGCUAAUCAUUUGUUUAAUGUUUUCAUGCUUCAAAAAAAGGUUUCAGUUUCUUGAUAUCGUAAAGCUCUGUUUAGUGGGAUUUUAACCAGAUAUUUUUAAGAACUGAAAGAGUGAAAUUUUUAAAUUGAAAUUAAGUCCAUUUUAUGUU
Limulus polyphemus (Atlantic horseshoe crab) is the source of this 3019-nucleotide messenger RNA. RefSeq names its product MOB kinase activator-like 3. Gene Ontology annotation, molecular function: protein kinase activator activity. The record is from RefSeq and is a predicted model, not a curated record. NCBI's taxonomy places the organism in Eukaryota, Metazoa, Arthropoda, Merostomata, Xiphosura, Limulidae. The transcript is spliced from 7 exons. Gene Ontology annotation, cellular component: nucleus; cytoplasm. Bases 7 to 618 code for a protein of 203 amino acids. Gene Ontology annotation, biological process: positive regulation of protein phosphorylation; signal transduction.